GAAUGCAAGAAUCCUUGUUGUGAUGCAUCGACGUGCCGUCUUACUGAAGGAUCCCAAUGUGCCCAUGGACUCUGCUGCGACAACUGCCAGUUUGCAGUGUCUGGAAGCGUGUGCAGGAAGACGUCGAGAGACUGCGACUUGCCUGAAUACUGCACGGGAGUGUCGCAGGAUUGUCCCGAAGACAGAUUCGAGAUGAACGGCAAGCCGUGCUACGACCAGGCGCAGGGCUACUGCUACGACGGCCGGUGUCCCACGUAUGAGCAGCACUGCUGGAGGCUGUUUGGACAAGGGAGCAGAGUUGGACCGGAUAUGUGUUUUGACCUGAACAAACGAGGCGAGGAAGGUGCUAACUGUGGGAGGAGCAGAACAGGCUACGUCUCCUGUGCUAGACCGAAUCUUAAGUGUGGAUCUAUGUUUUGUGUCGGAGGCGGGGACUCCAUCACGGGUAAAAGAGCUUCUUACACCAUUUACGGCCUCGAGUGUAAAGUAGCCGUGGACGACGACAAAACCAGAAACAUGGACAUGGUGCCAGAAGGAACCAAAUGUGGACCAAAUAAGGUUUGCUCAGACAACAGAUGUGUGGAUGUGUCCGUCUACGGCAAGAGGGAGGACUGUGCGAAGAAAUGCAACAACAACGGGGUGUGUAAUCACAAGGAGGAGUGCAGCUGUGACCCCGGCUGGGCGCCGCCGUACUGCGACAUCCAGUAUGCAGAUUUACCUCAAGGCCAGAGUGUGAUCAUCGCUGGUGUGUGUGCGGUGCUCUCCGUCCUCCUGCUGAUCACGGCUGUGAUCGUGGGGCUGAUGUGCUGCAAGAAGGACAAACAGGAAAACUACAUCUGCAAAAGGAAGGUGCACUCGGCCCCGGGGAAGUUGAACCCGAUGUUCCAGGAGCCGAGUGUGAAAGACAGACCUCAGAUCAGCCUGCCCACCUUCAUGGACUCCACGGCAACACACGUGUGCACUCCUCUGAUGGUCACUGUGAGUCCCUGCAGACCGGCUCCACAGCCACCAAAGAAACCGUCUGCAGCGUUGUCGACCUCGCAGGCCGAGCCGACAAAACCUCAACCUCCGUGUAAACCUUUACCCCCUCUGAGUAAAACUCAGUGUAAUGCAUCACAUCCUCCUCCUGUACCUCCGGUCAAGCCCAGCCCUCCUCCGGCUGCCAGACCCAAACAGUGCCCUCCUCCGAUGCCCCCCGCCAAGCCGCAACCUCACAAACCAGCAUGAAACUCUUAAAGAGAAUCCAGUUUGACGCCCACACUGCAGCUGUACUUUCAGAGGGAGAGAGCGGGAUCGAACUCGUGUGAACGCAGAGCCUUUAAAAGACGAUGUGCGUGACCCCGGCUGCUCUCACUGAGGACGUCUUUGAUGACAUGAGACCAAAGAAUCAGAGCUGCAGGGGGAGACUCUGCAUGAACUGGUGCUGCCUCGCUCUCUCUUUGUCGUUUGUUCUUAAACAUCUCGUCUACUGUAUGCUUCCUUUGUAUUUGAACCUUAAGUUAUACUUUACUUUUUUUUUUUUUACCAAAGAGCAAAAACAUGCUCACAUGAUGUUUCCUCUUCUAUUUAUUAAACGUUACACAAGGGACCGCACAAAGGAGGAGAGUCUAUGCAGCCUCCUCCUGCUCCGCUCAGGUAUGAGUGAACGCUUUACUCCGGCUGAUCGCUCACUUUUCUCUUUCUUUUAGCUCGGUUUUUAGUCUCCUCUACCUCCGAUAUCCGUCUCUUUAUCCGCUCAAUGCUGCACUGUUUUCCCUCACUUCAUUUAUUUGAGUCUAGUGAUCUGUGACUUUUUUACUUCGGCAUCUCUUCACGUUUAAUUGUCAAAUAACGACAAUUAAACUUUAUUCCAGUUUUUAUUGAAAAAUAAGUCAACGCUUCAGAUUCAGGUAAUCGUUUUCUACAAAUAAGUUUUCUUACACUCCCUAAAGCUGGCCACACAUCAGAUGAUUUUAGGCCUGAUUUGCCCCCGAAAAAGAUCAGGGGGCAUGGCCUGAUUAUAUCCCAUUUUUUUGUGUGAUGUCACUACGAUUAUUUUACUGCUUCCCCGCCAAUCGGAAUUGUAAAUAUCGAAUGUUUGACAUUUACGAUUCCAGAUCAGAUUGCCUCAGACGUCAUACCCGAAGCAGCCAAUGGGAGCAAGCAACCGGGCGUUGGGUUCUCCGACAUCUCGCACUCAGCUCGCUCUGCAAACCGUAUAAAGCCGCUCAUGAUCCGUCUUCUCAGCCAGGAUCUCAACCGUGUUGUUUUUCUAAUUUUUCUGUUUUUCGCUGUAAAACAAAACUCAGCAGGGGGGCGAUGUCGGUCGUCCUCCAUAUUUGUUUUUCUUCUGGAAGUCAAGUCAUCGUUUCUACAAACUGCAGGUGUGUGUGGUCUCUCUGUCUGUCCGAGUCGUCUAAGUGAGUGUGUUUGGAGGAUUAAGAUAUUUAAAAAUCAAGAAAAGUGUCCUCAUGUCUGUGGCCAGCUUGAACUCUCUAAAGCCAGUCCGUGCCUUCUACACAAAUCCAUUUCUUUGCACUGUACUUGAAAACCGAUGAAUGGUACGCACUGUUUGGGAAGCUUUGCACACUUCAGAUGAUCUGUGUGUGUGUGUGUUUUAUGUCUUCAGGUUUAGAGCGCCUCGAGGAGCCAGUAUUUCCGUCUCUUUUUUUUUUUACUGCACUGAUAACUUGUAGAGGAAAGGUCACUGGGUGUUUAUACCUUGUAGGUGUCACUUUCCAACAAGACCGCCUUUGUUGCAACAAAUAAAGAGCACUUUUUUAAAUUUACGAGUAUGGCGUCAAAAGAUUAAAUAAUGCAUCACUGUGAAGAAGUCGACAUGACAAAGGAUUGAUUAUCUGCUGAUUUUUAAUGAUGUGAGUUGCAUAAUGAUUAAACAUUUCCUCUCUAUGGA
Molecule: messenger RNA, 2893 nt
Organism: Labrus bergylta (ballan wrasse)
Lineage: Eukaryota; Metazoa; Chordata; Actinopteri; Labriformes; Labridae
Source: RefSeq, a predicted model, not a curated record